GUAGUACAGCAGGACAGUUUGAAGAAAGAAGCGGCUAUAUCUCCAAGGUAACGGUGCUAGUCUGCACGAGGACUGACGUCAGAAGCCGCUUAUGAACUGUCAGUCUUGUCUUCUCCGGUGGAGCCUGCUACUGCUGUUGGAAUGGCGCGACCGGUGAUCCCUCCGCUCAGCAUUCUUCCUACCGCCCCGGAAACCUUCUCUGUGCUGGAGCAGCGAAUGCGUGUAGCUGAAGAGCAAGCAGAAUCCCUGAUCAGUGAACUGCAGGCGCUGGGUCUUACCAGACAUCAAUUCACCAAAUUUAAAGUAACAAAGUCUGCUGAACUUAUUCGUCCAAUCAGCCCAGUGAGGGCCCGGCCAGCGUUUACGGGAGAUGGUGAUACAUUGUGGAAAAACUGUGAAAAUCUUGUCACCCGCAUGUGUCAUAUGGAAAGCGUGCUACACACUUUGAAACUUAAUAUUUUCCGACUGCACACAGAUCGGGAAUUGAGCACAAAACACUCAGGUGAACUUGAGCAUCGUAUGCUUCAGAUGCAAGAAGAGCAUGCCCAAGAACUGAAAGAAGCACAGCUAGAUGUGAUGAGACUGCGGCAAAGGUUAAACUGUGCCAUUGAGGAGGGGCAAAGAGAACGGGAAGCCAAGGAGCGGCUGAGCGCCGCCCUCGAGAUUGCCACAACCACUAAGACUGACGUGGCUAUUGCAGCUGAGGAGCUAAAAUCUACAAAAGCUUGUAUGAGUCAAAGGCUAGCAAAGCUGCAAGACAAGUUAUCACAAGAAGCAGCUCUGCGGGCAUUGCUUGAGGAGGAGCAGGCGGCACUGCUUCUUACAGUGCAGGACAUGAACAAUGUUGUAGAAGAGGAGCGGACACAGGUUCAGGAGCUGCAGCAGUAUUGCCAGAAUAUAAACAGAGAAAGCAAAGAAAUGAAAGACAAACUAGAGAAUGCAGAAUCAAGGUGUCUGAAAGCUGAAAGGGACAACCAUCAGUUGCGGAGUGAAAUGGAGGCAAAGGACUCGCUUGUAAACCAGCUAUAUGAGGAAAUUAAGGUUAUUAAGCAGAAGUGUGAAGAAGAACAGGCUGAACUUGCACGGUUGCGAGCAGACUCUGUUGCUCUGCGGGAAGCUGCAGAAAAUGUUCAGUGUUUAAAUCAGCAGUUGGAGAAUCAAUGCUCAGAACUUACUGACACUGUGCAGAGACUGACCGACCAAAACCUCCAUCUGGUGGCCCUACACCAGCAGGAACUCAAGGUAGCACAGGACACUAUGGCAAAAAAACUGCAAGAACAGGAAGCCGUGAUGACUGUUGUCCAGACGAGCCUGGGUGGGGAAGUGCAGAAAAUGCUAAGUGGGCGAACACAGCUGGAGAGAGAACUGGAAUCGCUCCGCACUGAGCACAGUAAGUGUAAGGAAAGAGCCGCACAUCUAGAGCAGAAAACCUCUGUGCAAGUGGAAAUGCAAGAGAACACCAUUGCUUGUCUGAGAUCUGAUCUGAACUCUGCCCUUCAGGAUAAGGCAGAAUUAGAAAAUGAAAAGUUACUGCUACAGGAUGAGCUUUAUAAGACUCUUGAUGAUUUAUUGGCGAAAAAACAAAACUUGGAAGUUCAGAUGACUGAAAACAAGCUGGAACAGGAGUUACUCCAGAGUUCUCUGUGGGUGCAAGAGCAAGAAAAUAAGCGUCUUGUAGAACGCGUGGCAGCACUAGAGGAAGAACAGCAUGCAAAGAGACAGGUGGAGUUGGUAUUAAAUGAACUGACGGAUAGCAAGAACAAACUGGCUUAUGAAAAAGGGAAACUGCAGAGCACAGUAGAGCAGUUGCAGUCUGAUCUGCAGUCUUUUGGUGAUGCGCAAUCGGAGAAUUCCAAACUCCGCCAGCUUAAUGCAGCCUUACAGGCCAGGUACACCCAGGUAAAUUCAGAACUUGACUCAAGCAAAAUUCAGCUGCAGAGAUUAGAAGCAAAGUUCCAGCAGACUGAACACUUAUUACUUUGUAAAGAGGAAGAGCUCGCAUUAGCAGCUCAGGCCAGAAAUGAAGCCAUCAAAGAAGAGAGAAGACUCAAGCAGCAGAUUGUCACCUUAGAGGAGACGGAGGGGCACGCUAAAUCUGCCCUUCAGCAGCAACUGUCUAAGUUAUGUGAGGAGAGGACCAGAAUGUCUGAAACGUUAGAAAAUGUCUUGUCCUCUCAUGCCAAGCUCCAGAAACACCUAGAAAUACUGCAGACAGAAUUAGGACGGAAAGACAAUGACCUGUUAAGCUUCCACAAAGAUAGGGGUCGUAGCCGGAAACAGAUAGAGAAACUAAAAGCCGAGCUUUUAGAAUGCAACACAAGGCUACAUGCUGCAGAGCACCAGAGACGUGGAGAGGUAGAACCACUGCAGAAAUGUCUUGCAAUUGCUCAAGAGGAUAACCGAAAGCUUGCCCAAGCAUUGGACCUGGCUUUAAAGAGAAACUCUACUUUAGAAAAAGAGCUUGAAAACAAAGAAUUACACGAGAAGCAAUUGUUUCUGAACCAGACAAAAGCUGAGGAAGAUUACAUAAUUAAGCAAAAGCUAUUUGAGGAGCAGCUUCUAUCCUUAAAGAAACAACACCACGUGGAGAUUAAGGAAGCAAAGAAAGCAGCAAGAAUGGAGGUUACAGAGGAUCUAGAGGCCGAGCUGAAGCAUAUGAAGAACAUGAAGGAAUCUUAUGAGAAGAACAAUAAUGAACAGUGUAAGCAUAUUCAAGAAUUUCUGAAUGAAGUUGACAGUAUACGCAAAGAGAUUGAUACAGCCACAACACAGGGCGCAAAGGAAUCAAACCUUCAGAGUCAGUUGGAGGAAGAGUUGACAUCCAGACAGAUGUUGGAGCAAAGGUGUAAGGAACUGGAAUGCAGAGUUCAGGAGCUGCUAAAAGGGAAGUUAGACACAGAAAGUUUAAGAGAUGCCAAUCAACAGUCUGAACAGGUCACAGUUAAUCUUAAGGAAGCCCACAGUUGGUUGAAGUCCAAUUUGGAUGAACUGCAGUUACAAAUGUUGAGAAACAAACAAAAGAGUAUGAAGAAGGUGCGUAAGGAGUUUAACAAUUUGAAAAUGUCACCAUACUUUCCUACCUCUACUCUGGAACACUGGGAGACCAAACAGAAGCUCCAGCUGAUUUCCAGGAAUUUGCUGCUUGAAGAUAAAACCACCUGAAAUUAUGAAGAAAUAUUCCUAUGAUCAUUGCUGCUAAAAGUUUUCACUAAUUUCACGUAUUAUGUCUGUACAUUGUGAUACUUUAUUACUAUAAAGGGGCCUUCAUACGUGGCAGAUUUUGUUGCAGAAAAUGUACGGAACUAAUAAUUGGUUCAUUUGAUCUGAAAGGGCUUGCUUGGCAGCAAGCACAUGGGUUUCUGCAAUUCCCAUUCGAAUGAAUGGAACUAAUUUUUAGUUGAAGAAAUUUAUACAACAAAAAAUGCCUCGUGAAGGCACCCUACAUUUUCUAUUUUUCUAUUAAAAUUCACAUAGUCUUCUUUUUGCUGAUUUUACUUUCAACUAUUUAUAAAAUGAGGGUUGAUUAACUAGCUGGAUGGUCUGUUAUAGUGUCAUCAGGGAUGGACAUGUCUGUUCAGCCCACUGUGUAUGGAAGUGUUUAAGAGGCCUGUACAUAGCGUAUACAAGUUAACUCCACUCCCUCCAGUUCAUAAAUGAAGCUUGUUAGUAUUGCUUAAUACAUCCUUAAAGUUUAAACUAGGUAAAAAUGCUGCCAGUAGGACCUCCACCUGUAUCCUACAGUCACCAAUGUUGCUGUACUGCUAGAGAAGCAAUGAGGGAGUCAGGAGCUGGUUAACAAUGGUCUGAAACAAUUUAAUUUAUUUCUUUUUUCUGCUGCCUGUAUCCCUGAAGGACCUUAUGUUUGAGGAUUACCUUGCCUAACAUUUGCUUAACCCCUUCCGGCAUUGUCACAUACUUGUACAUCGUGGAAAUGGGUCAGUUUCCUGCACUCCAGCUAACAUGUGAUGGUGAUCGCACAGGGAUGCCGACACCUGUGUUUGAUAGCCAUUUUCCAGCGCUAAAUCUGGAGAGAACUAUUUAACCCUUUUGCACUGCUAUCAGUGUAGAUCUCAGUGCUGACAAAGGGAGGGGGAUCCUUUUGGUCUGUCCUUGUCUGUUUCGGCUGACUGGGAAAUUGUUACAGCCCUGGGCCUAAUAAAGGCAAAUAGGACUGUUUAGUCCUUUAGUGUAUGUUAGGGAAAACACUAAGCAAGGAUAAGGGAAUAUCUUUCCUUCAACCUUCCGGAUGAUCCUUUUGUGC
Bufo gargarizans (Asiatic toad) is the source of this 4261-nucleotide messenger RNA. RefSeq names its product coiled-coil domain containing 150 (gene CCDC150). The transcript is spliced from 27 exons. NCBI's taxonomy places the organism in Eukaryota, Metazoa, Chordata, Amphibia, Anura, Bufonidae. The record is from RefSeq and is a predicted model, not a curated record. The coding region runs from base 142 to 3162 and encodes 1006 amino acids.